This is a messenger RNA of Heterostelium album PN500, 1548 nucleotides long. RefSeq lists its product as uncharacterized. Gene Ontology annotation, cellular component: nucleus. The record is from RefSeq and is a predicted model, not a curated record. The transcript has 2 exons. NCBI's taxonomy places the organism in Eukaryota, Evosea, Eumycetozoa, Acytosteliales, Acytosteliaceae. Gene Ontology annotation, biological process: proteasome localization; nuclear protein quality control by the ubiquitin-proteasome system. Bases 1 to 1548 code for a protein of 515 amino acids.
AUGUCUUAUAUAUCAUCCAUUAUUCAUAACAAUAAUAACAGUAUUACCGACUCCACAUCCAAUACUCCGCCACCUCCACAGAACAGUCAUACCAUGUUGAACUCUGCCAAUUUCAUGUUGCCAGGCAUGGCUCCCCCCUUGCAUAUGGGCUACCACUUCAAUGGUAGUCAAAUGAACAACGGUGGUCUCUACCACCACUCGCUCCCAAAUAUCUUGGAUAUCAACUCGAUCCAAGGACAUGUCGGUCCGGUCACUCCACCCAUUCCAUCGCCCUCGUCGUCGCCCGCCACCGUCUCCAACUCGUUGCCGCCACUCUCACUGCCAUCGCACCAGCAAAACUCGAUGUCGCUACAACAACAUCAUCAUCAACAACAACAGCAGCAUCACCACCAACAACAACAACACCAUCAACAACAACAACAUCAUCAUCAACAGCAACAUCACCACCAACAACAAUUACACCACCAUCAGACACUAGCCAAUAUCGCUGGUAUCUCAAGUCAACAACAAGCUCACCAACAACAACAAGCUCAUCAACAGCAACAACAACAAGUACAACAACAACAAGCACAAAAUUCGAAUCAACAACAACAACAGCAACAAUCUCAACAACAAAUCCAAAAUAGUGUUGCCUCUAUAUUGUCGCAACAAAAUAUUUCACAAAUGCCAUCGUCGUCAGAUUCUCUGCCAUCGCCAAUAUACGAUAUGAACGAUCAAUCCAUAAUACAUGCAAACGGUGGUGGCCACCAUGUAGACGACGCAUCCAGUGGCUCCCAAGUCGGUUCACCAAAGACCAAGUCCAAAAAGAGUGGAAACCCAGGCUCGACCGCCAAGACCGCCACACCAAAGACCACCAAGAGUGGAAAAGCCGCCUGCAGUCCACUGGAAGGCUCACUCAACUCACUCACCAAAGAACAACUCGUCUCGCUCUGCUCCCACUUUUUCCAAUCGAUGCAUCCAGACCUCCAACAAGAGUUUGAGAACGCCAUGCCACCACCCGAUUUACAUGAGAUCAUGGAGGAGCUCGACUCUCUCCAGAAGCAGUACAACAAACUCUUCCCCAACAACAAAUUCGUUUUCGAUAACCUCUCGUACAAUCGCGUCAAGAGUGGUCUCGCCAACUUUAAGAAAGCACUCGUCGAGAACGGUGAGGAAUUCAAAGAGAAAUCCGCAUGGUCCACACUGCUCCAAUACGUCAUCCAGGCAUUGCCAUACGCACUGAGGAUGCCACAAUGGGACGACGAGAAGAACAACGCAUCAAGAGUGGCCGCCAUCUCCAAGAUGGAUCUCUUUGGAAAAUCUGCCGUCAAAGGUUUGCUCCAGAACGAUCUCUCCCUCGAGAAAUGGGAGCGUCACAGAAUGAGUCUAUCUCCACACAGUUCCUACCUCACCAAUACCAUCGAAGAGCUCAACAAGUGUAUUGAAAAGAGAAAGAAGAAAGAAGCCAAGCUCGAAAAGACAAAUCAGCCACCAACAGAAAAAAGAACAGAGAUUCAACCAAGCACCUCCUUCCAACUACAACUACAUCAACAGCAACAUCACUCUUAA